ACUUUUUUCCAAGCUUCGUUGCCCCUCCGCCUGCUCGUUCCCACCGCGUCCAUUAUCUCGCCCCCUAUACCCAGAGACCGCAUUCGAAUUACGGCAAUGGUGCGGCAUAAGAAAGAUAAAUUCUCAUCGCGGGGAAGGCCUCACCAUGGCCCACCCCGGAACCGACCGCCUCGCAACGACGACGAAUCCGGAGCGGCUCCCAACUCGUCACGCCCUGACUUCAAGGCAGCUUGCUGGGACCUCGGACACUGCGAUCCCAAGCGCUGCUCCGGAAAGAGGCUUAUUCGCCUGGGGAUGAUGCGCGACCUGCACAUGGGCCAGCGCUUCAACGGCGUCAUCAUUACUCCCAACGGAAAACAGGUCGUGUCGCCGGCGGACAGUGAACUGUUGGAGGACUACGGCGCCGCAGUGGUCGAGUGUAGCUGGGCGCGCACAAAGGAGAUACAAUGGAGCAAAGUCGGCGGCAAGUGCGAGCGACUUCUCCCUUAUCUAGUCGCGGCCAACACGGUCAACUACGGAAAGCCGUGGCGGCUCAACUGCGCCGAGGCCUUGGCCGCCGCCUUCUACAUCUGCGGAAAGAAGGACUGGGCCGAGCAAGUCCUGGCACCUUUUUCCUACGGCGAGUCCUUCUUGGAGAUCAACGGGUCCCUGCUCAGGAAAUAUGCCGCCUGCGAAGAUGCGCGGGCGGUGAAAAAGGUCGAAGAGGCAUGGAUGGAGAGGCUAGACAAAGAGUAUGCGGAUAGUCGCGGAGAAGGAGAGGAUAUUUGGGAGAGCGGCAACGUCAACCGGAGGAUUUUGGUUCCUUCAGACGACGAAGAGGACGAAGACGACGAAGACGACGGGGAAGACGAUGAAGAAGGUAGGGGAAAGAAACGUGGGGACGAUGAGGAAGACGACGGAAGCGUGGGUGGCAUCUACUUGGGCGAGAACAAGCCUAAUCAGGGCAAUGCCAAAUCCGGUAGUGUUGAUACCGGCGGCGACGAGGAGGAAGAGAAGAGGGACCGUUACGUUCUGUCCGAUGACGAUAGCGACGAGGACGCUGCCAUGGAGGAGAUACGGCGAAAAGUUCUUGCGUCCAAGACCUUUCGGAAUCCCCAGGGCUCCGACAAGAAGAAACCCGAGGUCGUCCCGAAGCCGCAACAGUUCAAAGCGGACUCCGACAUCGAGCCGGACAGCGACAACGGGGAGGAUGACGAGGAGUUUGACAACAUUAUCGACGCUACUCCUGUAACAGACAGGAUAGGUCUGGCCAAGUUGGAAAAGGAGAGAUCACGGGCGACAGUGACGAGCAGAACGUAUUCUUCCAAUGUGAUAGAUGCGCCGAAGAGGUGGUAAGGCUUUAUCUUAGGUAUCCUUGGAAAGGGGAAAAGAAAGAAAAGACCCCGAAAUAGGUGCAUGAUGGAGGCGAUUGAGGCAGAAGAACCUCCUUGAUCGACCAAUGUGUCCUCAUAUUCUCGUCUGUGUCAAGCUUCCCUCAAACGAAGUCAACAACUUCGUAUAAAAUACCAAGGUGUCC
Molecule: messenger RNA, 1516 nt
Organism: Sodiomyces alkalinus F11
Lineage: Eukaryota; Fungi; Ascomycota; Sordariomycetes; Glomerellales; Plectosphaerellaceae
Product: DUF367 domain-containing protein
Exons: 1
Coding region: 97-1335 (412 amino acids)
Biological process (GO): maturation of SSU-rRNA
Molecular function (GO): rRNA small subunit aminocarboxypropyltransferase activity
Source: RefSeq, a predicted model, not a curated record